GGUGGGAGAGGACGCUUGGGAGCGAUCGUGUCCACGGCCCUGGUCAUUUCUCCAUAUGUCUUGAUAAAAUAACCACAUAGAAUAACUGUCUGAAGACAAUUUUACAUUACAGUCUCAGUGGCUUGGCUUAGAUCACUGUCCAAGUUCCUGCUGACACCAAGCACUUCAAAUUCCCUUCCUCAAUGGAAACAUCCUAAAUACUUGGUAAUCAUUAGAUAACAUGCUAGUGCAUUGCAAAUCUUAAUCUGGGACUCCUUCCACAAGCAGGUGCCUCCCAAGAAAUUGGAUCCUAUCAAGAGAAGAGCUGGAAAAUUCUAGUAAUGGUGUGUGUGAGGGGGGUGUCAUUUCCAGUGUUGCAUGCCUGCAACCAGUUCUGAAAACAUUUCCAAUCUCAUAGAAAGUGCUGGUGAUAAUUAGUAAAUGAAAACUUUAAUGAACAGUUAGCUACAUCCCAUUUUCUUGUUUUUUCCCCCCCAUCUCCAUUCCUGGGGAAUGUGACUGAAUAUACUUGAGCGAAAAGUACUGGCCCACACGUGACCGAUAGGCAUUCUGGCAAAAGAAGAUGGGAGCACCACAAGCUCUUGCUUUGUUUUGAAGCUGUUCCAAGAGCUGGAUUGUCUGCACCUAUUGGCACGCAUCAAACAAAGGAUAAAACCUCCUAUGUGGAACAGCCAGCGUGAGUGCAUCUCCAUCCAUGUUGGCCAAGCCGGUGUGCAGAUUGGCAAUGCAUGUUGGGAACUCUACUGCUUGGAGCAUGGGAUUCAGCCUAAUGGCACAAUGCCAAGUGACAAAACAAUUGGUGGUGGAGACGACUCAUUUAACACCUUCUUCAGUGAGACUGGUGCUGGAAAGCACGUCCCUCGUGCUGUGUUCGUGGAUCUGGAGCCAGCAGUAAUAGAUGAGGUGAGGAAUGGAACAUAUAGGCAGCUUUUCCAUCCUGAACAACUGAUUUCUGGCAAGGAAGAUGCUGCUAAUAAUUAUGCAAGAGGUCACUAUACUGUAGGCAAAGAAAUAAUCGACCUUGUACUGGAGCGUGUCAGGAAGCUGGCUGACCAGUGCACUGGGUUGCAAGGAUUCCUGAUUUUCCACAGUUUUGGAGGAGGCACUGGUUCAGGGUUCACUUCUCUGCUGAUGGAACGCCUCUCAGUUGACUAUGGAAAGAAGUCAAAAUUAGAAUUUGCUAUAUACCCAGCUCCCCAAGUUUCAACUGCUGUUGUUGAGCCAUAUAACUCGAUCCUGACUACCCACACCACCCUUGAACACUCUGACUGUGCCUUCAUGGUUGAUAAUGAAGCUAUCUAUGACAUCUGUCGUAGGAACCUGGACAUUGAACGCCCAACCUACACCAACCUUAACCGUCUCAUUGGUCAGAUUGUCUCCUCAAUCACGGCAUCUCUCAGAUUUGAUGGUGCCUUAAAUGUGGAUCUGACAGAGUUUCAGACAAACCUGGUGCCUUACCCCAGAAUCCAUUUUCCCCUGGUAACAUAUUCACCCAUUAUUUCAGCAGAAAAAGCUUACCAUGAGCAGCUUUCAGUCUCUGAGAUUACCAAUGCUUGCUUUGAGCCAUCCAAUCAGAUGGUGAAGUGUGAUCCUCGCCAUGGCAAGUACAUGGCCUGUUGCAUGUUGUAUCGUGGAGAUGUUGUCCCCAAGGAUGUCAAUGCUGCUAUUGCUGCUAUCAAAACGAAACGCACCAUUCAGUUUGUUGACUGGUGUCCCACUGGUUUUAAGGUGGGUAUAAAUUAUCAGCCCCCAACAGUAGUUCCUGGUGGUGACUUGGCCAAAGUCCAACGUGCAGUCUGUAUGCUCAGCAAUACUACAGCCAUUGCAGAAGCCUGGGCCCGCCUGGACCACAAGUUUGACUUAAUGUAUGCCAAGCGUGCCUUUGUCCAUUGGUAUGUAGGAGAAGGAAUGGAAGAAGGAGAGUUUUCAGAGGCACGGGAGGAUCUGGCUGCACUUGAGAAGGAUUAUGAGGAAGUAGGCACAGACUCCUUGGAUGGUGAAGAUGAAGGCGAGGAGUAUUAAAUAUCACAAAGGUCUAUAGUGUGGUUGUUACCGUUUGCUGUUUCAUUUGUAAUAAAAGCAAAUGGGAACACAUCUCAAAUGUAAACUGUACAUUUAGCAUUCCUUGCUAGAGUGCUUGGAACAAACUUGUAUAACCAAGAUACUUUGCCAGUUGAUGCAAGCACUAGAACAUUCAGCUGAAUAUAAAUAAAAUGUUCUUGCAUAUUAA
Messenger RNA from Varanus komodoensis (Komodo dragon), 2230 nucleotides. RefSeq names its product tubulin alpha-8 chain. Lineage: Eukaryota; Metazoa; Chordata; Lepidosauria; Squamata; Varanidae. The transcript is spliced from 6 exons. The record is from RefSeq and is a predicted model, not a curated record. Gene Ontology annotation, biological process: mitotic cell cycle; microtubule cytoskeleton organization. Bases 661 to 2022 code for a protein of 453 amino acids. Gene Ontology annotation, molecular function: structural constituent of cytoskeleton; GTP binding. Gene Ontology annotation, cellular component: cytoplasm; microtubule.